GGUAGCUGGACAAGGCUUGGGAUUUCUCGGCUGUCCCCAAAACAGAGGGAAAAAAGGCGAAAAUAUUAAUAUCAAUAAACUACUCGUGAUAAAUUGAAUAAAACACGAGAUUUGGCAUCCACUUAAGUCUGUGGAAUAAAAAAAAAGUAAAAAAAAAAAAAAAAAAAACUCUGCUACUCUCAAGGAUUCCUAUUCGACAAUACACCAGCGUCUCAAUUGGUCGCCACGUGACAAAUCCUGAUGAGUGCGGCAAAGAUACUCCCUCAAUCAUACACGUGGCGUUGUGUUAGGCCCGAUGUAGUAGUAAUCAUUGAAUCUCUACUCCAUUCUCCAACUUAUAACCCCUCCACAAACUUCCCCAAACCCCCCCUUUCCCAUCUCAAUCUCUCUCUCUCUCUACAGCUAAGAGAUGUCGGAGCCGACAACAACAUCGCCGGCGGCAACAAUUUCGCCGCCGGUGAACCCACAACAACAACAACAACAACAGCAACAGCCUCAUCACCACCGCAAAUCACCGCAUUUUUCGGCGGCUUCAGUAGGUCCCACAACCUCAAGCUCCACGUCGACACCGAUCGAGAGGGAAUACAGGAAAGGGAACUGGACCAUCCAAGAGACGCUGAUCCUAAUCACGGCCAAGAAGCUCGACGAGGAGCGUCGGUACAAAGCGAGAUCGGCCCCACCGGACCCCACAUCUACUUCGACGACGAAAGGCGAGCUGAGGUGGAAGUGGGUGGAGAACUACUGCUGGAGCCAAGGAUGUCUGAGAAGCUCCAACCAAUGCAAUGACAAAUGGGAUAACCUGCUUCGCGACUACAAGAAGGUCCGUGAGUACGAGUCGAAUGCCCAAUCAAAACCCGACCUACCCUCCUAUUGGAACAUGGAAAAGCAGGAUCGCAAACUCCGCAACCUGCCCUCUAAUAUGGCCCUGGAGGUCUUCCAAGCUCUCAACGAAGUUCUUCAGAGGAAAUACUCCACCCAGACAACCGCAUUGCGGGACCCACAGACUCUUUCGGUUUCUCCUUCUCCGGCUCCCCUCGCCGCCCGGCCUCUCCUUCCAGCUCCGACGACCUCUGCUCCGGCACCUUCAGAAAGAUCAGAUUCGUCGGGUACAGAGGCAAGUGAAAAGGACGAGGAGACUAGUGAUACAAAACGAAAGAAACAUGGGAAAAUAAGCUCCAGCAUAAAAAGAAGUGCUUCGUUGUUGGCCAAAACGCUUCAAAACUGCGAGGAAAAGAAAGAGAAACGACACCGUGAGAUAAUGGAGAUGGAAAGGAAAAAGCUUGAGAUCGAAGAAGCACACAACGAAGUGAACAGGCAAGGAAUGGUGAAUCUUGUAGGGGCUGUGGCUAACCUUUCCACUGCAAUUCAAUCGCUCAUUUCGUAUCAUCAUCAUCCUCAUCAUCAACCUACGUGAUAACACACACUUCUCGUUUUACAAAAUAGUACAAUUAUUUCUCAUCGGCCAAUUCUUUUUUUUUUCUUUUUUCUUUUUUUUUUUUUUUUUGGGGGGGGGGGGUAAAUCCGGUAAAUUGAUCAAUUUGUAUUUAAUUUCAUUUGGGAUAAUAAUUAAUUAAUUAUAUCCAUAAUAUCCAAGGUUUGCCUUUUAAUUUAACCGCAAUUUCAAACAAUUUGCAUCCUUACAAGUCGUGUGUACGGAUCAUGAUAAUUAGUCAAUAUCAGUGUGAAUGUACCAAGAUCAACAUGUACAUUUCAUUAAAUUAAGUUUUAUUCUAAUAAAUUUUGUUUGAAUUUUUAUUUUA
Ziziphus jujuba (common jujube) is the source of this 1760-nucleotide messenger RNA. Its product is annotated as trihelix transcription factor ASR3. The record is from RefSeq and is a predicted model, not a curated record. Lineage: Eukaryota; Viridiplantae; Streptophyta; Magnoliopsida; Rosales; Rhamnaceae. The transcript has 2 exons. The coding region runs from base 410 to 1414 and encodes 334 amino acids.